Numida meleagris (helmeted guineafowl) is the source of this 1390-nucleotide messenger RNA. RefSeq names its product FK506 binding protein 6 (gene FKBP6). The transcript is spliced from 8 exons. NCBI's taxonomy places the organism in Eukaryota, Metazoa, Chordata, Aves, Galliformes, Numididae. The record is from RefSeq and is a predicted model, not a curated record. Bases 25 to 987 code for a protein of 320 amino acids. Gene Ontology annotation, molecular function: protein binding; peptidyl-prolyl cis-trans isomerase activity.
GCCAGGCUCGAGGCGCGGCGGGCGAUGGACGCAGACGGAGGCGGUGAAGCGCGUGCCGGGCUGGGGCUGUCCUCCCGCUUCCGCGGCGCUCUGGGAGCCUGCGGCCUGCAGGACAUCAGCGGCGACGGCGGGGUGCGCAAGGAGCUACUGCGCCACGGCACCGGGCAGCCCGUGCCCCCGGCCGCCACCGUGGCGGUGAAGUACUCCGGGUACCUGGAGCAUAUGGAGAAGCCCUUCUGCACAAACUGCACCAAGAAGCUCCCAAGGCUGAUGAAGCUCGGAGAAGACAUUACACUGGAGGGUCUGGAAAUUGGCCUGCUCACGAUGAGGAAGGGAGAGGUGGCAAGAUUUAUCUUCACACCAAAUUACGCCUAUGGCCAGCAGGGCUGCCUUCCUCUGAUUCCCCCAAAUGCCAUGGUCUUAUUUGAAGUGGAGUUGAUAGACUUCCUAGACUCUGCUGACUCCGACACAUUCUUUGCGUUGACUGCUGAGCAGCAGGAUACAUUUCCGCUACAAAAGAUCUUGAAAGUGGCAGAUGUGGAGAGAGAGUUUGGAAAUUAUCUCUUCCGUAAGCAGUGCUUUGAGGGUGCCAAAGACAGAUACAAAAGGGCAUACUCCAUCCUUGGUCGCAGCCCUUCCAGUGAGGCAGAGCAGUGUCAGAUUGAUGCUUCCAAGUUGCUGGUGCUCCUGAAUCUCUCAGUUACCUAUCUGAAGCUGGAAUGUCCUGCCCGAGCUCUGAUGUAUGGGGAAAAAGCCUUAGAGAUUGACAAAAGAAACGUCAAGGCACUGUUCAGGUGUGGCCAGGCUUGUCUCUGGAUGACAGAAUAUGAAAAAGCUCGGGAUUUCCUGGUCAGAGCACAGCGUAUAGAGCCAUUUAACCACGAUAUUAACAACGAACUGAAGAAGUUGGCAAGCUGCUACAAAGACUACUUGGACAAGGAGAAAGAAACAUGCUGCCGAAUGCUUGCCGCUCUCAACUCUUCGUGAGCAGAAGUAAAGGACUUCUUCAGCUGAUGAAAGGAAAGGUCCGUGGGCAAAAAGGAGACCUACCCCUGGGCACAUGAAGAUUUUGGCAUUGGAUCUGUGUUUUGGGAGAAGCGUAAUGUGGAGGUCCUCUUGGUGUGUUUUCCUGAAUUUCGUUUGUUUAGCGUGUUCUAGGACUGUUUCUAGAAGAACCAAGUCCUGUCUUCUUCCUUGAACAUUCCCUGAAGAAUACUUUCUUGAUAUCCUACCUUUUGCAGAUUAUGGGCUGCUUUUAGGGAAUCUGAAAAUACAAGUAGGAUGCCAUGAAGUUUUGUGUUGCUCAUACAGAUUGUUCUUUAAAAGGUUAUGUUUAAUGUUGUUUUUGUUCUGAGAAAAUAAACCAAUCUGAGAACUAGUGCUGGCAGAA